AUGUGUAAGGAAAUUUGUACCAUGGCUUUUCUGCGGGCCAUCAUAGCCGAGUUCCUAGCCACCAUGAUCUUCGUCUUCUUUGGCCUCGGCUCAGCCCUGAAGUGGCCCUCGGCCCUGCCGAGCAUCCUACAGAUCUCCCUGGCUUUCGGCCUGGCCAUCGGCACCUUGAUCCAGAUGUUCGGUCACGUCAGCGGUGCGCACAUCAACCCAGCGGUGACCAUCGCUUUCUUGGUGGGGAACCACAUCUCCUUCCUUCGGUCGGUGUUCUACGUGGUGGCCCAGCUGGUGGGGGCCAUCACUGGGGCAGGCAUCCUUUACCUGGUGACCCCAAUCAACACCCGUGGAAACCUGGCCGUCAACGCGCUCAACAACAAUACAACCCCAGGCCAGGCGCUGGUGGUCGAGAUCAUCCUCACCUUCCAGCUGGCGAUGUGCAUCUUUGCCUCCACGGAUAAACGCCGUACCGACGUCAUAGGCUCCCCAGCAUUGUCCAUCGGCCUGUCGGUCACCCUGGGUCACCUGGUUGGGAUCUACUUCACCGGCUGCUCCAUGAACCCAGCCCGAUCCUUUGCACCUGCCGUCGUAGUGACAAGAUUCAGCACUGCUCAUUGGGUCUUCUGGUUCGGCCCCAUCAUCGGUGCAGUCCUGGCCUCCCUGCUUUACAACUACUUCCUGUUCCCCUAUUCGCUGAAUGUCUCCGAGAGGGUAGCCAUCGUGAAAGGCACCUACGAGCCAGAAGAGGAGUGGGAAGAGCAGAAGGAGCAAAGGACAAAGUCCAUGGAGCUGACCUCCCCGGCCCGGCGUCUUCUUGGCGGGGCUGGAAAUUCGAUUGUUCCCCAGCCACGAAGCACAAGGUCACAACUGCCCAAUUGGGAGGUAGCCCGAGGAGCCAGGAAAGGCCUGUAA
Messenger RNA from Emys orbicularis (European pond turtle), 906 nucleotides. Its product is annotated as aquaporin-5-like. NCBI's taxonomy places the organism in Eukaryota, Metazoa, Chordata, Testudines, Emydidae. Gene Ontology annotation, molecular function: water channel activity. The transcript has 5 exons. Gene Ontology annotation, biological process: water transport; transmembrane transport; carbon dioxide transport. The coding region runs from base 1 to 906 and encodes 301 amino acids. The record is from RefSeq and is a predicted model, not a curated record. Gene Ontology annotation, cellular component: plasma membrane; apical plasma membrane.